UGCACCCUCAAAACUAGGAAAUAGAUCAGGACAGGAAGUGACCGAACUACCCUCUUCGUCUUUCCUUGCUCAAUUCCUUCUUUGGGGACAACUCAAACAAGGAUGAUACCGCAGCAAUGGGCGUCUCCAUGUGGAAACAAAUGCACCAAUAAAUACUCUGCUCUCACCAAAAUCCCAUGGCGAGUAUUCUGCAAAAAGGGUUGCAACUCAGAUGGAGAGUCAUGGGAAGAGUGUUUGGAGGACUGCAAUCAACUAUGCUACAAGGACCCUGUACUAAAAGACCAGCAAUGGAGUGCCUAUAUUGAUCGUUCUCCUGGAGCUGUCAGUUACUCAGAGGAAUGUUUUCGUGCUUGUGUAUCUGGCUGCAGUUACAAGUUUGAUGUUAAACCAGAGGAAGCUGAUAAAGUCUCUCCUAACAGACAAACAAUGCCUGAGACUGUGGCUGUUCAGAAGCCAAAGCCAGAAUUGGUAUACCCCAUUGAUCCACCUGCUGAUAUACCUGGAACUUCUGCAUAGUGACAGACAACAUAAUUUACCAAAGAGAGAGAUACCAGCAACACUCUUCAAUACUUUAUUUCUAACAUAAUUUUCUGUUUCUCAGAAUUUAUCCAAAAUCACGCUUUAAUUUGUCUUAUUUCUAAACCAUGAGAGAGACUAGUUAAAUAAAAUAUUAAACUCAUAAAAAAUUAUAAUUUUCAAAAGUUUUAGUCAGCAAUAAAAAGAGUACUGCUAG
Molecule: messenger RNA, 733 nt
Organism: Vigna angularis (adzuki bean)
Lineage: Eukaryota; Viridiplantae; Streptophyta; Magnoliopsida; Fabales; Fabaceae
Exons: 5
Coding region: 103-516 (137 amino acids)
Source: RefSeq, a predicted model, not a curated record